AUGAGGGGGUGGGGGGGGGUCCCGGGACAUGAGGAGGGAGGGGUCCCAGGACAUGAGGAGGGAGAGGGGGGUGUGGGGGGGUCCCAGGACAUGAGGAGGGAGGGGGGGUGGGGGGGCACGGCAUUCACAGAGAAGGAAAAGCCACACACACCAGGAGGAGCUUUGGUCCACAUCAGCAUCAGCGUCAGUAGAACCUCGGAGCAGCAGAACCUCAGAGCAGCAGAACCUCAGAGCAGCAGAACCUCAGAGCAGCAGAACCUCAGAGCAGCAGAACCUCAGUGCAGCAGAACCUCAGUGCAGCAGAACCUCAGAGCAGCAGAACCUCAGAGCAGCAGAACCUCAGAGAAGCAGAACCUCAGUGCAGCAGAACCUCAGUGCAGCAGAACCUCAGAGCAGCAGAACCUCAGAGCAGCAGAACCUCAGUGCAGCAGAACCUCAGUGCAGCAGAACCUCAGAGCAGCAGAACCUCAGUGCAGCAGAACCUCAGAGCAGCAGAACCUCAGAGCAGCAGAACCUCAGUGCAGCAGAACCUCAGUGCAGCAGAACCUCAGAGCAGCAGAACCUCAGAGCAGCAGAACCUCAGAGCAGCAGAACCUCAGUGCAGCAGAACCUCAGAGCAGCAGAACCUCAGUGCAGCAGAACCUCAGAGCAGCAGAACCUCAGAGAAGCAGAACCUCAGAGCAGCAGAACCUCAGAGCAGCAGAACCUCAGUGCAGCAGAACCUCAGAGCAGCAGAACCUCAGAGAAGCAGAACCUCAGAGCAGCAGAACCUCAGAGCAGCAGAGCCUCAGUGAAGCAGAACCUCAGAGCAGCAGAACCUCAGUGAAGCAGAACCUCAGUGCAGCAGAACCUCGGAGCAGCAGAACCUCGGAGCAGCAGAACCUCAGAGAAGCAGAACCUCAGUGCAGCAGAACCUCAGAGCAGCAGAACCUCAGAGCAGCAGAACCUCAGAGCAGCAGAAACUCAGAGAAGCAGAACCUCAUAGCAGCAGAACCUCAGUGA
Molecule: messenger RNA, 1002 nt
Organism: Knipowitschia caucasica
Lineage: Eukaryota; Metazoa; Chordata; Actinopteri; Gobiiformes; Gobiidae
Source: the annotation of a GenBank genome assembly